Symbiodinium necroappetens is the source of this 276-nucleotide messenger RNA. Lineage: Eukaryota; Dinophyceae; Suessiales; Symbiodiniaceae. The record is from the annotation of a GenBank genome assembly.
AUGCAGGCAGAGGCCCAGAAGUUGCAGCAGGAGAUGGAGACCUGCGAGGGCCUCGCGUCCAAUGCAGUGGAGCAGAAGACGCGGAUGGGGCUUAUGAGCCAAGGCCUUCGUCAUGAUCGCAUCAGAUGGGGUUGGAGCUUGCAGGAGCUCUCCCGGCAGCUCGCUGCCCUGCCUGGCGACACACUCCUAACUUCGGCUGCGGCUCUCUUUGCCGGACCAUUUGGCCCCAUGCAUCGCGAGGAGCUCAUGGCCCACUGGAAGGCCCCAAAGUUCUAA